This is a messenger RNA of Plenodomus lingam JN3, 795 nucleotides long. RefSeq lists its product as uncharacterized. Gene Ontology annotation, molecular function: serine-type endopeptidase activity. Gene Ontology annotation, cellular component: membrane. The record is from RefSeq and is a predicted model, not a curated record. NCBI's taxonomy places the organism in Eukaryota, Fungi, Ascomycota, Dothideomycetes, Pleosporales, Leptosphaeriaceae.
AUGUCCGCCCUCCUCCGCCAAACACGACCAUUGCGGUCCCUCCCCUCUUUCACCCCCUCAAGACCCAGGCCCCUCCCCCGAAACUUCUAUCCCCGCACCCAAAUCCCCCCGCGACCACGCCUCUCCAGAUCCUACGAAACCAACCCCUUUGCCUCCCACGAAAAAGCCAACAUGCGAGUCCUUUACGCCCUCAUGGCGGUCAACGUCUCCGUCUUCGGCUACGCCAUCUAUGUCAGAGAAGCAGCCAGGCAAGGCAACAAGCAACCCUGGUUACAUUUCAUCCGCAACAUGUCGCUCAACCUCGAUGAUGUCCGCCAGGGCCACUGGUGGCUCUUGUUCACGAGUACGUUUACCCAUAUCGACCUCAGCCACAUAUUCAGCAACUUGUUCACCGUCUUCUUCCUCGGUCGCUUCCUCGCUAGACACCCCAUCAUCACUCCGACUCGCUACUUCGUCAUCGCUAUGGGCAGCGGCCUCAGCGGCUCCUUUGGCUGGUUGGCAAAUCGCUAUGCGCAGGAGCGGAAUCCCCUCAGCAGAAAGUAUGUGCGUGGCUUGGGCUUUUCAGGUGUCGUCAUGGGGAUUAGUAGCGUAGCCGCUUGUUUGAUGCCCUCGGCCAAAGUCCACUUGUAUGGUAUCAUUCCAGUUCCCAUGUGGGCCCUCGUCGCGGGUUAUGCGGCCUAUGAUGGCUACUAUCUCAACGAUGAAACGUCGAAGGUGGGACAUGCAGGGCAUCUUGGCGGGUCGGCGUUUGGCAUUGUAUACUACUUUACGAGGCUAAGGGGCCUGAGGUUCUAA